ACUGUCGACGUCACCACUUGUCGGCUGCGCGCGCAGCGGUGGCCGGGGCUUGGCGGAGGCGCUUCCGGCUUGGAGAGGGACCACUACCUGGCAGGUCCUGAAGGAUGCUCUCUGGUCCCCAACCUGGAUCCCCCAGCAUCGCACACUCCCCCUAGAUGGGGACCCCGAACGCCCAGGCGCCGAGGGACUCACCCAGGCCUUUCCAGAGGUGUCCGUGGGACCUUCCGAUCCCCGCGGCCCUCUCCCAAGGCAGGCCAGGCUGAAGGCACCGGCCAGGCUUCCCUACACCUGGACAUUGAGAAGCUGAUGGAAAGGAAAGAGGAGCUAGACCAGGAGAUCGCCCAGCUCCAAUCUGACGGCUACUGUGAGGAUGAACUGGCCCAGCACAUCUCGCAGCUCCAUGAGUACAACGACAUCAAGGAUGUGGGGCAGAUGCUGCUGGGGAAACUCGCCAUGAUCCGGGGUGUCACCACCAAAGAGCUGUACCCAGAGUUUGACCUGGACUUGAACGACUGAUCCCAUCCUGGCCUGGAUGGCUCCCAGGCACACAGGUGUGAGCCAGGCACAGAGUCCCUGGCAGGAAAUUGUCAGCUCUCUUUUUCUACAAAUCCCAAGUGGGGUCAGGAGGGGUCCCCGAGCCGGAGAAGAAGCAGGCAGACAUGUGGGUUUCUCACUUCAUGUCUGUAAUGUGCUUGGGUCUCCAAUGUCCGUUUCUCCCCUCUUUGUAAAUAAACACUAGGUCACGUGGUGA
Messenger RNA from Suncus etruscus (white-toothed pygmy shrew), 751 nucleotides. RefSeq names its product SWI5 homologous recombination repair protein (gene SWI5). Gene Ontology annotation, biological process: double-strand break repair via homologous recombination. The record is from RefSeq and is a predicted model, not a curated record. Gene Ontology annotation, cellular component: Swi5-Swi2 complex; Swi5-Sfr1 complex. The transcript is spliced from 5 exons. The annotation marks the transcript as partial. Lineage: Eukaryota; Metazoa; Chordata; Mammalia; Eulipotyphla; Soricidae.